CCAACGUGGCAUCCGUUGCCUAGCAACGCGAUGUCAACCUCGUUUUCCAAAACACCAAACUAGCUACUAGCCUGACUGUUUAUGCCGGCGGUCGUGGUUAUGACACAUCUUUAACUUGCCAUUUAGUUUGGAGAGAAAUAGGACACAGAAUGGGGAAGAAAGUGAGAAAAGAGAGUGAAACUUCAUGCAAGGAAACGUUUGAACCACUACCUGUUGAGGGAAAAAACCCAGCAACAGUCGUGCUGCUGCUGAGCUCCCCAGAGGAGGACAUACUAGUGAAAGCCUGUGAGGCAAUCCACACAUUUGCAGAGAAAGGAGAUGAGAACAAGGUUUCUCUGCUUGGACUUGGGGCAUUGGAGCCUCUCUGUCAGCUCAUCAGUCACAGCAACAAGUUGGUCAGACGCACCGCCCUCAUGGCCUUGGGCAUCAUGGCCACCAACAGCGAUGUAAAGAGUGCUCUGAAAAAAAUUGAUGUCAUUCCAUCAAUCAUCGACAAGCUGUCACUUGAGGAAGAUGUAGUUGUCCAUGAAUAUGCAACACUGUGCCUGGCCUCUCUGUCAGUGGAUUUUGUCUGUAAGGUCCAGAUCUUUGACAGCAAGGGCCUGCCGACUCUAAUCCAGCUCCUAUCCAGUCCAGACCCUGAUGUUAAGAAGAACUCUCUAGAGACCAUAUUCAACAUGGUUCAGGACUUCCAAAGUCGUCAGGCAGUACAUGAACUGGGCGGGAUCCCUCAACUUCUGGAACUGUUGAAGUCAGACUUCCCUGUCAUUCAGCAUUUGGCUUUAAAGACGCUGCAGAAUGUCACCACUGAUAAAGACACACGCAAUACCUUCAGGGAAGAGCAAGGAUUUGAGAGGCUCAUGGAUAUCCUCAGUAACACGGACUUCAGUGACCUCCAUAUUGAAGCCUUACAGGUAGUUGCUAACUGUCUGAAUGACAGUGAGAGUUUCCAACUAAUCCACCAGGAUGGAGGGCUGACAAGGCUGAUGGAGUUUAUUAUCACCCCUGACAUCACUGAAAUCCAGUCCUGUGCUGUUAAAUGCAUCGCCAGGGUUGCUCAGAGCGCUGAGAAUCGCAAGCUGCUCCACAAGCAGAACGUGGAGAAGGUUCUGGUGGAGCUUCUGUCCGUGUCGGAUGUCAGUGUGAAAACAGCAAGCUGCCAGGCUGUGUCCAAAAUGAGCUUUCAUCUAGCCUGCAAAGACCGCUUCAGAGACCUGGGUGGUAUCCCUGCAGUUGUACAGCUGCUGAACAAUGAGAGCUUGGUGCUGAGAGAGGCAGCAACGCAUGCCCUUUCCAACCUCACACAUGGAAACAAGCUCAACGCAUUUGCAGUGUACGAGGCAGGCGGCCAUGAGAUCCUUGUCCAGCAGCUCUGUGGAAACUGUGCUGGGACGGUGGCCAAUUCUGCCGCUACACUUGGCAACAUGGCAGGACAGGGGGUCAUCCGCUGCAGCAUCUUGUCGCAUGGAGCCAUGCAGGCCCUGGUGGAGCCCUUGAAAUCCACAAAUGUGCAGGUCCUGAUCAACACCACACAGUGCCUAGCAAUGCUGGCCUGUGACACAGAAGCGAGGGCAGAGCUCCAAACUGCUGGAGGCCUUCAACCACUGGUCAAUUUGCUACGCUCUUAUCACAAGGAGGUGCUGCAUAAUGCAUGCUUGGCUAUCAAUGUCUGUGCCAGUGAUGGGCCCACCGCCGUGGAGAUGUGCAAAUUUGGAGCCGUGGAACUGCUUCAGGAAAUCAACCAAUCAGUGAAACGUAGGAGUAGUGUCAGCAAGCUGGCCAUGACCAGCCUGCUUAACUCCAAUUUGUCUGUUAAAUACAGCCUGACAGGCCAUUUGUCCUCCACUGACAUUAUUAGUGAUGGCUUCUAUGAUGCUGGAAAGGCUUGUGGGGGUCAGAGGAUUCUGUCUUUAGAGGAACUGUCUGAGCAGCCUGUCAACCAGCAACGGCCCAUUAUAUUUGUUAACACAGCAGCUGAAGAGAUAGUGGAUGCGCCAGAUGAGAGCCAGAGCAACGAAUUGGAAACAGACACCAGCAGUAAGAGAGACCGCAGAACAUCAAGAACUCCCCUUCUGGACAGGAAGAAGAAGCAGAAAGAUGAGACCCAGCCUGAGUCUCCAACGGAGAAACUGUGGAAGAUGAUGGAUGACGUCUCAUUACAGCUUCUGGUGAAAGAGGUCAAAGAAUCCAUCCUCCCACUGAGUGAGGAACGGGAGCAGUAUGCUGCCUUGGCAAGGCUGGUGAAUGAAGCCAUGGGUGGAGCGGUGGAGAUGGAAAAGUUGCACGAAUUCCCAUGGAUGCUGCACCUCAGCGAGCUCAAGUUUCAGCUCCAGUCUAAUGUUGUUCCCAUUGGUUUGAUCAGAAGGGGAAUCUACCGCCAUAGGGCACUUCUCUUCAAGUGUCUGGUUGAUCACAUUGGACUGAGCUGCACACUAGUCCGGGGUGAAUACAACCGUGCUUGGAACGAGGUACUCCUCUUCACAGGGAAUCCAUCCAGCAAUGGGAGCUCUUCACUGCCUUGUCGCUACAUAGUGGACCUCAUGCACCAGCCUGGAAGCCUGCUGAAAGCCAACACCCCUGCUGCUGUGCAAUACCAGAUUAUAUAGACAAACACUGUGGUGUCAGUGACAUUUUACUGAGAUACAUUAUAGAUUAUUGAUCUAUAUUGUAUGUGUAUUUGCUGUAUGGUAGUUCUUUAAAGCAUACAGUAUUAAUCAAAUGAUCAGUUGAGUAUUUCCGUGCAUGCAUGAGCCUUAAAGGGAAAUACUUUGUCAGUGUCUGUCUUUGAAUAUGGCUCUAAGUCUGAUUUAGCCUUUGGUUCGUACUGCAGAGGUUUUAACAGUGUUGCAGCAUAAGUCCAAACAGUCAAACUAGAGUUGGUAGUUUUUAACUUAUAUAUUUUUGUUUUCACUUUUUAAAUUUCAGUUCAGUUUGUUUGUUUCAGUUUCAUUUGUUUAGUUUCAUUUCAUUUGUUAUCAUUUUAUUGUGGGUAUUUACGAUUCUAGGCGUUCAGAGUAGAAAUAACUGACUGUCAUGUAAACAUCCCAGUAGUAAACAUGCAGUAAUGUCCACUUAUACUUGUUGUGUUGAUGGAAAAACGCUGUGAAUGUGCCGUCUGCCACUCUGGUAGAUAAAACAUGAUGAAGUGCCUUCCAUGGUGCCCCUCCAGUAACCUUUGUGCGCUCAGAUGCCCCUCUGUUUCAUCAUACUGCAUGCUAGAAUCAAUCAGCACAAAAUAAAGUUUCCAGUAUGACUUCCUA
Molecule: messenger RNA, 3260 nt
Organism: Acanthopagrus latus (yellowfin seabream)
Lineage: Eukaryota; Metazoa; Chordata; Actinopteri; Spariformes; Sparidae
Gene: armc3
Product: armadillo repeat containing 3
Exons: 18
Coding region: 150-2606 (818 amino acids)
Molecular function (GO): protein binding
Source: RefSeq, a predicted model, not a curated record